Messenger RNA from Orbicella faveolata, 4581 nucleotides. RefSeq lists its product as uncharacterized. The record is from RefSeq and is a predicted model, not a curated record. NCBI's taxonomy places the organism in Eukaryota, Metazoa, Cnidaria, Anthozoa, Scleractinia, Merulinidae.
CGAGAUUACCGUCAGGAAAAUGGUUCUUAUCCAUAGCUGUCUUAGGAAUUGAAGCCCAUCAAAGCAGGAAGUGAGGUGAGCUUUGUUUUUCAGCAGAACAUACUUUACUCGAGUAAUUUGGCUUUUAACUAAUAUCCUGCAGCCAUGGGGCGAUUUCAUGUUUUUACCAUGCUUGUUAUCAUGGAGCUUGCUUAUCAUCAUAAUGGUGAUUAACGGUUCUCAGGCAGUGACUUCAGUUCAUACCUCGUCUGGCGAUCAAUCAGGGGUUCUCCAAUCCCAGCAUACAUGACUUUGUAGCCUCUACAUUGCAGGAAGGCCAGGAGGGAAUGGAAAGGAGCCCAUUAUUGGUUACCCUGUUAGGUAGUGAAUGGAGAUCAUCAAUCGAUGGAGACUUGUCAACUGUCAACAGAGAAUUAGCAAUACAGUUGGCUAAACAUCCCAGUGUGCAAGUUAGUGUGUUUCUCCCUCAGUGCAGUGAAUAUGACAAGAGAAUUGCUGCUAGUCACAAGGUGCAGCUCAUUGAAGCAGAGAAAAUGACAGGUGUUGAUCCAGUUGAUUGGCUGAUCAAUAUACCACAACACCAUGCGAUGGACUUUAUUAUUGGACAUGGAGUACAUCUUGGUCGACAAAUACAACUCAUCCAACGGAAUCAUAAGUGUAAGUGGAUUCAGAUUGUUCAUACCGCUCCCAGAGAUGAGAAGAUGCAGCAAACAGAGAUAGAACUUUGUGAGUUGGCAGAUCAAGUUGUAGCGGUGGGACCAAAGCUGGUAGACAGUUACAGGCGAUUUCUUUGCUCUAGUGCAAAACACCAGGAUAUUAUUGAUCUCACCCCAAGUAUUUUCACUGAAUUUAAGGAUGUGAAGCAAGCCACUGAAGAAAAAAAGUUUUCAUUUUGUGUUCUAGUUAUUGGGAGUGGGGAUAGUGAAGAUUUUAAUCUGAAAGGAUAUGACCUUGCUGCUGAAGCAAUUGCCCAGUUGGAAGACAAAUCCUACCAACUAAAUUUGGUCUGUGCACCAAGAGAAAAAAGAGAUGAACUAGAGGAAAAGCUUCUCAAGCAUGGAAUUGACAGCAGUCAACUAACUAUUCACAGUUUUAACGAAAGCAGAGAAACACUAGCCAGAUUAUUCUGCAUGGUUGAUCUGGCAAUCAUGCCAUCAAGGAGUGAGGGCUUUGGAUUGAAAGCCCUUGAGGCAUUAUCUGCUGGUCUGCCUGUACUAGUAAGCAGUAACUCAGGCCUUGGAGAAGCUCUCAAGCAAGUGGCUUAUGGCUCAAACUGUGUAGUAGAUUCAGAGGAUCCUAAACAUUGGGCCAGCGAAAUCAAGAAGAUCCGUGAAAAAGGCAGGGAUCUUCGACUUGACGAGUCUGAUUCUCUUCGCAAAAAGUAUUUGGAGAAGUACAGCUGGCAGGAACCUUGUGAUGUUCUGGUGGAAAAGAUGCAGAACCUUGUAACUGCUUUGAAAUUAAGGAUUGAUGUGGAAAAGGUGAAAUCUGCAGAACAGAACACACAGGGUAGAACUCCUGUUUCAGCAAUAGAAUCAGGAGGAUCUCAAGAUGGUGAACACCUGGAGGCAUUUGCUGCAUCUGUGCCAUCUGGGCAUACACAACCAGAAAGUGAAGUUCCCCAAGCAUUUACAGAAAAAGUGCUGUGUUUGAUUGCUUCCCGUUACGUGGAGGGCACUUCGCCCAGCAGCGAGGAUGAUUUUGAUCGCUUUAUGGCAUACAUGGAAAAAAUGCGAGUCAUUAUCACAGGUGUUGGUGUAGGAAGUUUGCUGAUAACAGUGAAGUGCGAUUCACUCCAGAUCCUGGAUAGAUUGUGGGAAGAUUAUUUAUGUGGCCAUCUUGGUGAAGUGGUUCAAAGAUGUUUUGUUACAGAAGAGAUUUUGACAGAACUGAACCUUGCAGAAUUGAAGCUUAAAACAACAAUGUCUGAGGAGGAAUAUAAAGCAUGUAAAGAAUACUUUGAGAAAGAUCCAGCAAGAGGAAACAUGGCUUUGACAAGAAACGUGCAGAGCAUGGCAAUUCCACUCUGUCUACCUAACAACUGCCAGUGGAGUGCAGCAACGGGCGAGUACAUUAAAACAGGAGAAAGGCGUUCUUCGCUUUAUGUCGUUGAUGAAGCACUUCAGAAACUUCGCACUGUCAGAGGUCCGGUGUGUGUGGUAUCAAUUGCUGGACCGUACAGAAAAGGAAAAUCCUACAUUUUAAGCGAGGCUUUUGACCAACCAGAAGUUUUCCCUCUGGGACAUCAGAUGAAUCCAGAAACCAUGGGAAUCUGGAUGUGGGUUGUGCCACAGAAAUUUCGAGACGCCAACGGCCAGGAGUGUACUCUGAUUUUACUGGAUUCAGAGGGCAUUGAUACCAUGACAGGAGGUUUAGACGACAAUCAAAUCUUCACACUCACUGUUUUGCUGGCCUCUGUGUUGAUUUACAAUUCAGCAGGAGUUCCCACAAGACACGAUCUUAGUGGAUUGGAUUUUAUUGUAAAGUUAUCUCAGCGGAUAAAGGUUCGUACGAGCAAUGGAGGAGGGAGUAUGCGUGGUCGGCAAGAAGACACAGAGUUCUUCCAUAGAACCUUUCCAGUCUUUAUCUGGCUUUUCAGGGAUGUAACCCAACUCGUUCCACCUAACUGCAAGGACGUCAAGGAGUACAUCUUGACAAGGGUGUUUAAAGAUCAAGGUUCGUCACGCGUGGAUCAGGACCAGGAAGUAGCUGAAAGCAUUUUGCGUUUCUUUCCUGGCUUUCUUGCUGCUAAACUUCCUCCACCCACAAGUGAUCCAGAAGUGCUCAUAAACAUCAACAGGAACAAAAGUCAGAUGAAUCCAGAUUUUCUCUCUGAAAUAGAGAAAUUCAAGGAAUCACUGCGAACCACACUGAUUCCUAAACACAGCUUUAACGAUGGAGAAAUGGUCACCGGUGAAGGCCUGGCUGCCUUGGUUCAGCUGUAUGUGAAAGCUAUCAACACUCCCGGUGUGAUUCCUAAUGUCGAGACAGCUUGGAAAACGUUUGUAGUGACAAAAUGUUCUGAGGCUAUGAACGCCGCGCUCGAGGCUUAUGACGUCAUCAUGACGUCAAGGCUAGCAGGUCAGCUGCCUUGUGAUAACGAGGAAAUUCGAAACAGUCAUAAUGCUGUCCUUGAGCAAGGUAUUGCUCAACUGGAGGCGGAGACAAUGUGGAUAUCUGCUGAUACAACUCAAAAGUAUCUGAGAGAACUGACGGUAAGGAGCGACAAGCGAGACAAAAAUAUUCUGCAUCGUGUCACAGAAGAGAAAUACCCCCCAAAACCAUAGUAAGGUUUAUGUGUAAUAUUUGCUCUUCUGUACAUGCUUAUCGUAAAUUAGUUCCACACUUUACUCAGAAUUGUAAAGUUAUCAUAAUCUAUAGGAAAUGUCACAAGAAAACAAUGUAUGAAUCUUCAAUGUAGGAUAAUUACAAAUUCAUAAAUGUUGACUUAGAAAGGAACUUCUCUCUAAUAGUUUACUUAUAGUCCGGCAUUUCGUAAUUUAUUCAUAUUACCUGUUCUCAGAUGUGAAGUAGCGUAUUGUCAACCAACACCAUUAUUUACCUAUAUCUAGAGCAAUUUCCUCGAACUUAUCUUAAACAGAAGAUCUAAACGUUCUUUUUUUAGCAAUUUCCUCUACGGAUGUUGGUACUGAUAAGACUUGACUUAGUUGAUUUUGCUGUAAACCUUAAAGUUCACCUGCAAUUAUUAUCACACCGUAAGCAAGCACGUACUGUAUACUACUUGAUUUUCCACGAGAUACCUUGAUCUACCUUGAUUUACCCUGAAUUACCUUCGACCUAUGUACUACGAGGUUUAAUCUACAAUAAAGAAGACAAGAGAGUUCCAGAUCUGUGAGAGUUCUUGCUGAUUUACUGUCCCGCUGACGAGAGACAACGGCCCCGCACCUUUGGUAUUGAGUAACGGGUGCCAUGCGGCGAGCGUGUGCUCUUCCGAGCAUUCCCCGCCAAGACAAGUCCGUCCACCGUUUUUCCUGCAUUCCACAACACUCAAGCUGAUAGUUCAUAUCCCUCUGUAACCGCGCAGUUCCGCACGGAAAACCCUUCGUUACAACCGAAUGACUAGUAAUUUAACAGGAUCGCAGAUUAAACGGUUGAAAACUACAGCAUAUAUUACGUUACUAACAAAUGACGACAUUUGAAAGCUUUUUAAGCGUCCCUUGCUUAAUUCUGCAUCACAUGCGAUUCAGGAAAAUGGCCCGGAAUCAGCUUUUGCUUUAAGAAACUGUUAUACUGAUACUUGGUUUGCUCUUAAGUUGCACUAAGUAACCACUGAUAUAGAUCGAGAUUGAUGUUGCCUUUAGCCGACGCAGGAAGCCUUAACCCUUCUCCUCAGUUGCUAACAUAAAGGAACAAGAUGACAAAUAAAAUCAGCUCUAACACUCAAAACGUCAGCUUUUCAUAUGUACGGCGGCUGUCAUAACUAGCAUAAGUUAAAGUGUACAGUUUUCUGUGGACAGUUUUCUGUUGAUGAGCUUUGGCAUAUUUUUUCAGUUGUUCAAAACAUUUACUGAAUUUACAUUCUUUUAUUAUAUUUUGAAUUACAUGAAUUGAAAAGGAUAU